AUGAACGCAACCGUGGCGUGGAACGAGACUGGCCCGUGGACAGAGGGGGACAUUCUGACGUGGCGCAUCACGGAGGUGUUGUUGCUCCCCGUCUUCUUCCUGGUCGGCGUUGUGGGCAACGGGCUGGUGUUUUACGUCAACCACUUUAGGUUGCCUAGCAACACGGACACGCUGUUUAAAAGGAUACUGGCCGCUAUUGACCUCAUUGACCUUUCUUUGUCGCUACCGAUGCUACUGUUCACAGUGGUAGCACCAGAGAGUCCAGCCUUCGUCCCUUGCUGUCGUUGCCUGUCCUUCGUGGCAUUGUGGUCAGCCCUGCUGGCCGGCGAAGUCCUGGCCGUUAUUUCUGUUGACAGGUUCUUAAAACUGUGCUUGUUACGCAAGUCAGGGCUGGAACCACCACAGAUCAAAAAGAUUCUGCUUGGGCUAAUAGUCUUUACCUCAGCCGCCAUACUGCCUACUAUUUGGCUGUACACCAAGAACACCAUCUACUACAUCUACUACGACAUCGCGGUCAGUUUCUGUUUCAUGGACUUUGAGACCAAGCUCUGGUAUCUCCUCAUCGCCUUCUCGGUCAACCUUUCCGUCUGUUUCGUCGCCAUCCUCGCCGUGCUCGUGGUCAUGUACAUACGAAUCAUUCUCAAGCUCCGAGAACUCUCCGCCAAGCACAGCCAGCUCAAAGGCCCCACCAGCGGCGACCACCCCUCCUCGGCGGAGGCUGGGAAAGCCAACAGGCAGAGCGACGCCAUGAGAAAGUCUUCGCUGGUGUUCAUCGCGGUGACGGCGGCGUUCUUCGGGUGCUACACGCCCUACUUCGUCAGCGUUCUGCUGCAAGCCACGAGCAUCGUGGUCGAGAGCAACCUGGCCCCAGCGACUAAAGCUGUCCUUGACCUGGCCAAGUUGAGCCCCCUGGUCAGCCACAUGAUCAACCCGUUAAUCUAUCUCAUUUCGUCCGAUCAGCUGGGCAAGGAGGUGAAGGAUAUUAUCCUGUGCAAGAACAGUUUCCGGGGUUGCCUCAAGCGUCGAGCUGCACUUCCGUCCGGAAAUCAAAGAUUAUAG
Molecule: messenger RNA, 1059 nt
Organism: Biomphalaria glabrata
Lineage: Eukaryota; Metazoa; Mollusca; Gastropoda; Planorbidae
Product: olfactory receptor 24-like
Exons: 3
Coding region: 1-1059 (352 amino acids)
Biological process (GO): neuropeptide signaling pathway
Cellular component (GO): membrane
Molecular function (GO): G protein-coupled peptide receptor activity
Source: RefSeq, a predicted model, not a curated record